UCUCCACUUCCCCAUCUCACAUACACAACAACAAACCACAAAAUUACAUCUUAUCCAAUUUUCUCUCUCCUACUAUUUAUCUCUCUUCAUCUUCAAAUUCAAAACUCAAAAUUUCCAAAAAAACAUAUCAGAAAUUCAAAAAAAUGGUUGAUUUCGAUUGCAAAACAAAAAUGGUUCAAUCAACACCAAAUCUCACAAAAAAAACCCCAAAACGCAUCACUUCAACGCCGGUAAUUUCACCGGUACCGGUAAUCGCCGGUGAAUUAUCACCGGCAUCGGAAUCUUCAUGUUUAGCAUACGAAUCAUAUCUCCGGUUACCGGAGCUCCGAGAAUUAUGGAGUUCAAAAGAAUUUCCAGGGUGGAAAAACGAGUCAAUAAUUAAACCGGCUUUACAAGCUUUAGAAAUAACUUUCCGGUUUAUUUCAAUUAUUUUAUCCGACGCUAGACCGUACGUGAACCGGCGUGAAUGGAAUCGUCGAUUGGAGUCAUUAACUCGAGAUCAGGUCGAGUUAAUCUCGAUAUUGUGCGAAGAUGAUGAAACAUCUGGUUCUGCUCCAAUAAUGGAUCUGACGUCAUCUUUCGGUGAAGUGAUGUCACAAACUGGAAGUUUUACAACAGAAGUAUGGAAACAUGAAACUACUUCGGUAGUAUGUCGUAGUAGUGAAUUUAGUCUACUUCCUCGACUUGCCACGUGGCAUAAAUCAGAUGAGAUUUCUUCUAGAAUAUUCUACGCGGUUGAGAGCGCUAUGAAGAGAUGUCCAUAUAGUUUGGGCUUAGGUGAGCCCAAUUUAGAUGGAAAGCCCAAUUUGGAUUACGACGUCGUUUGUCGUCCUACUGAAAUCCACGCGCUUAAAAAAGGCACGUUGGAUUAUAUUCAAAAUCCAGAGAAUCAGAUUUUAUUCACAAUUCAUCAGAUUUUCGAGUCGUGGGUUUUUUGCGCGAAACAAUUGUUGAUUCGUGUAGGAGAGAGAAUCAACAAAGAAGAAUUCAACAAAGUUGCAGAUGAUUGUUGGGUUUUAACAAGAAUCUGGAACAUUCUAGAAGAAAUCGAGAAUUUACAUUUAUUAAUGGAUCCAGAUGAUUUUCUACAUUUGAAAACUCAAUUACGGAUGAAAACGACGUCGGAUUCUGAAACAUUUUGUUUCAGAUCAAGAGGUUUAAUUGAAAUUACAAAAUUAAGUAAAGAUUUACGUCACAAAGUUCCAGAAAUUCUAGCCGUUGAAGUGGACCCCAUGGGUGGACCAGUAAUACAAGAAUCAGCAAUGGAGUUAUAUAGAGAGAAGAGAAAGUUCGAGAAGAUUCAUGUUUUGCAAGCAUUUCAAGGUGUUGAAUCUGCUGUGAAAGGUUUUUUUUAUAAUUAUAAACAAUUGUUGGUGAUUAUGAUGGGAAGUUUAGAAGCUAAGGCUAAUUUUGCUGUAAUUGGUGGUGGUUCUGAAUCGUCUGAUUUAUUGGCUCAGAUCUUUCUAGAACCUACUUAUUAUCCUAGCUUAGAUGGUGCCAAGACUUUUAUUGGUGAUUUUUGGGAUCAUGAUCACACGGUUGUGAGUGGGUGUGAUAGGAAAAAUCGGGUUGCGAAAAAUUGAUCAUUGAUAAAAAAAGCGAAGGUAUACUUGACCGUCCUCCUUAACCAAGUCUGGUUUCGCUCUUGGGUGAUGGUGGUGGUGUCGUUGGUGAGACGUGGGUUACUUUGAUUACUUGUUACAAUGUGAUGAUAUAUUUAGUGGAAUACUAUUGCUUUGUGUAUAUAAAGGUCAAAUUUUGGAUUAAUUUGUUACAUUUUGUAUUAGUAAAAAAUCUUGUAUUAUUUUGAUGAGUAUAACAUGAUUUUUUUUUGUUACCAAUUUUUAAUCAAAUUCAUGCUCUUUGUUUUA
Molecule: messenger RNA, 1871 nt
Organism: Beta vulgaris subsp. vulgaris (sugar beet)
Lineage: Eukaryota; Viridiplantae; Streptophyta; Magnoliopsida; Caryophyllales; Amaranthaceae
Product: nematode resistance protein-like HSPRO2
Exons: 1
Coding region: 144-1583 (479 amino acids)
Biological process (GO): defense response
Molecular function (GO): metal ion binding; heme binding
Source: RefSeq, a predicted model, not a curated record